CGCAGUUCUGUAGCAAACCUCUCCUUUCUCCAAAAGUAUGCCUUCCCAUCGCUCGCCUUCCAGUAGCAGCCGACGUCGAUCGCCUUCGCCCUCUAGUAAAAGACAAAAGCGUUCUCAUUAUAGAGACCGUUCCCCAAGAGAUCAUCGCGACCGUAGCCGAGACCGCCAUCGAGACCGUAGUAGAGAAUACAGCGACCGACAUCGUCAUUCUUCCUCUUCUCAUCGACAUCGAUCUUCACGUCAUGACGAUCGAUCGCAUCGUGAUUACAACAGGUCAAGCCGCCAUUACGACGAUGUAAGUGCUCCGAGAGAACGGAGUUCCUCACAUCACACAUCUUCUCGAGUACGCACUGAGUCUCCAGCGAGAGACGGCAAUGCAGCUGAGACAAGCCCUGGUAUAGGUCACACCCACACUAAAGCAGAUGAAUCUCCUGCUGCGACAAAUCACCAAGAAAGCACGGCAUCACCUCAGGCACCUACCACAGAGAGUAAAGACGAUGUGUUGCGAAAACGUCAGGAGCGUCUCGAAAAAUGGAAACAACAACAACGACAAGCCAAGUUGGCUGAAGAACAGGCCAAAGCAGCGGCCGAAAACGAACAAAAACAGGAAGAAACAAAGUCAACCGCUGAACCUGUGAGCCAAGAGUUGAAUAAGCCAUCUAAAACCGAUGCUUCUCCACCUGCAAUAGAAAUUCCAGCGGUGUCAACGACCGACGAUCAAUCAUCCGCUCGUUUGGAGGAUAAGAUUUUCCAAGAUUCACUGGCUGCAGCACGUCAAAUGGCAGGAAAAGAUGAAACGGACGAAAAAAUGGGGGAAGAACAUCAAGCGGCUGCCAUGGAGGAAGAUUCACAUGCCAAAGAUAAAGGCUGGAGUUGGGAAGACGAAGACGAGGACGAGACCAUGGACGUUGACAUGGAAGAACAUGCCCAAGCCGAUGCGGAAAGAAGCUUCAAACCGCUAAAGCAAGAUAAUAAAGACGACGAAGGAAAAGAAGAUUCAUUUGUCACUCGCCGUCCAAUCCAGCAACAACGAAAUAUGUUCAUGAUGGGCGGCAACCGAACCGGUACCGCACAGGUGAACAAUGCAGCCCCUAAACCGGCAGUGACGGCCAAAAAUACCAUGCGUAUCGGUUUUGGGUUGGGCAAGAAAGCCACAAAACCAGUGAUACCUUCAAAACCAGCUGUUACUCCUGCACCAAAGACAGAGGUAAAGUCGAAAACGACGACGGCAAUGGAAGUGGAUACGGGUGAUGAUGUGGAUCCUUUGGAAGCAUACAUGCGCGGUGUCACAGCAGAAGCACGAAAGAUUGACGAAGAAGAUAAAAAACGCAUGGAAGAUGUCAAACCCACUGUGAUUUUGGCCGAUGAUGAUGCACCGGAAGCUGAGCCAGCAGAUAAUGACGACGAUGUUGGUAGCGAUGCAGAGGAUAUUUUGGCGCUUGCUGCAAAGAAAGCGAAACGAAAGGACAUCGCACCAGUGGACCAUUCUACGAUGCACUAUGAAUUCUUCCGCAAAGACUUUUACAUCGAACCACCGGAAUUGAAGGACAUGACCCCUGAUCAGGUAGAACUGCUUCGUAUGGAACUGGAUGGUAUCAAAAUUCGCGGUGUCAAUUGUCCCAAACCGAUCCAAAAAUGGACCCACUGUGGUUUACCUGCUGGUUGUCUCGAAGUGAUUCGAAAACUCAAGUUUGAAAAACCUACAUCCAUCCAAGCCCAAGCGGUGCCAGCCAUUAUGAAUGGACGCGAUGUCAUUGGUGUCGCAAAGACAGGUUCAGGCAAAACAAUUGCGUUUCUGUUGCCAAUGUUCCGUCAUAUCAAAGAUCAGCGAUCGUUGGAGAUGGGCGAAGGUCCCAUUGCUGUGAUUAUGACUCCCACCCGUGAAUUGGCCACUCAAAUUCAUCGUGAAUGUAAACCUUUUCUGAAAGUACUGGGCUUGCGGGCCGUUUGUGCUUAUGGUGGUAGUCCUAUCAAGGACCAGAUUGCGGAUCUCAAACGUGGUUGUGAGAUCGUUGUUUGUACGCCAGGACGUAUGAUCGAUUUGCUCUGCGCCAACUCUGGUCGUGUUACGAAUCUAAAGCGAGUCACGUACAUGGUACUUGAUGAAGCAGAUCGUAUGUUUGAUAUGGGCUUUGAGCCUCAGGUGAUGAAAAUUGUCAAUAACGUUCGACCAAGUCGACAAACAGUUUUGUUCUCGGCAACAUUUCCUCGACAGAUGGAAGCACUUGCUCGCAAAGUCUUGAAAAAGCCGCUUGAAAUUACAGUCGGUGGACGUAGCGUGGUGUGCAACGAUGUUGAACAGAUUGUCGAAGUACGAGAGGAGAACACCAAAUUUAUUCGACUGCUGGAGAUUCUUGGAGAAUUUUUCAACGUGGAUGAAGAAGAAGACAGCAGAGCCCUUGUUUUUGUGGACCGUCACGAAGCAGCUGAUAACCUGUUGAGAGAUUUGAUUCGACGAGGCUAUCCUUGUCAGUCAUUGCACGGUGGCAAGGAUCAAGCUGAUCGUGACAGUACCAUUGCCGACUUCAAGUCGGGUGUGACCAACAUCUUGAUUGCGACGUCUGUAGCUGCUCGUGGUUUGGAUGUCAAGCAGUUGAAGUUGGUGGUCAAUUAUGAAUGUCCCAAUCACAUGGAAGAUUAUGUGCAUCGUGUUGGUCGAACAGGUCGAGCGGGUAACAAGGGCACGGCCUACACUUUCAUUACACCUGAUCAAGAUCGCUACGCGAUGGAUAUCUGCAAAGCCCUUCGUCUCAGUGGCCAAGAAAUCCCUCCUGAUUUGCAAAAGCUCACGGAUCAUUUCCAGGAAAAGGUCAAGGCCGGUAAAGAACGUAUGGCCAGUUCUGGCUUUGGCGGUAAAGGUUUGGAACGUCUGGAUAAGGAUCGUGAUCUCGUAAAGAAGAUCCAAAAGAAGGCUUAUGGAGGUGAAGAUCUGGAAGAAUCUGAUGAAGAAGAGGCGGCAGAAAUAGAAACUAAAUUGGCACCACCUACGCCUGCCACGACGAUCAAGGUGGAAGAACCACAAGUUACCACUGUUACUUCGUCGCCUGGUCAAGCGGCGGCGGCAGCAGCGGCCGCAGCAGCUAGUGCGGCCGAAGCUGGUAAAGGCAGUGACGAGCAACUCAGUGCAGCGGCUUUGGCAGCGCAAAAGGCGGCAGCUCAAGUGGCAGCGCGUAUCAAUGCCAUGGCUGGCAACAAGAACCGAUCUGCCAACGAUGUACUCGCGGAUAUCAAUGCUCGCUUCCGUGAAAAUACCAAUUCGGCACAGGCGGAAGGAAAAGAUGGCAAUCCAGUCUUUGCGGAAGAGAUGGUCAUCAACGACUUUCCCCAAAAGGCAAGAUGGAGAGUCACCAAUAGGGAACAAAUUUCACAAAUUACAGAAAUCUCCGGGGCGGCCAUUACCACCAGAGGUACUUUCUUUCCUCCUGGAAAGCAGCCUGGACCAAACGAACGCAAGUUGUAUUUGUUCAUUGAAGGUGACUCUGAAUUGGUGGUGGAAAAGGCGAGGAACGAAAUCAAGCGUAUUCUUAUGGAAGCUACGGUGGCUCAGCUCGAAGCCGAAGCAAGAACCGGUGGAGGCAGUGCUGGCAGAUACUCUGUUGUUUAAACCUUUUUCUAAAAAUAAUAAAUCAUACAUCAUACCAUUUUUUAUACAACA
This is a messenger RNA of Radiomyces spectabilis, 3655 nucleotides long. RefSeq lists its product as uncharacterized. The transcript has 9 exons. Gene Ontology annotation, molecular function: RNA binding; ATP binding; RNA helicase activity. Bases 38 to 3604 code for a protein of 1188 amino acids. NCBI's taxonomy places the organism in Eukaryota, Fungi, Mucoromycota, Mucoromycetes, Mucorales, Radiomycetaceae. The record is from RefSeq and is a predicted model, not a curated record.